CUAGGCUUGAACCAGUACCGACUAACGUUAGCUGGGCUUGAGGAGACGACGAUCUCGUAAUAUUCAUCGUCUACUAAAAGCCCAGGUACUGGUUCAAGCUAGGCUCAGCUAUCUACCAGCUGUGUUGGCUUCAUCAUUAACUGACAGCAGCUAGCUAAUUCCCAUUUCUUGCCAGCAAAUAAAGGAACGUUUUCCAGUUAUUUGUUGCCCACAUAUUUUAUUACAGUUACUGUGUCAGCAUUGGCAACCUUAACCAGUGAUGGAAUUUUGUGUUAGCCAGAUUAUACAGGAUAACCAGUCCUGGAAUGUUCACAGACAUGGACUAUGAGUUGGAGGAGGACAAACUGGGGAUCCCUACAGUCCCUGGGACUAUAUCCCUGAAGAAGGAUGCGCAGAACCUGAUAGGGAUCAGCAUUGGGGGUGGGGCGCAGUACUGUCCCUGUCUUUACAUUGUACAGGUCUUUGACAACACCCCUGCUGCUCUGGAGGGGACUCUGGCGUCUGGUGACGAGAUCACAGGAGUGAACGGCAAACCUGUGAAGGGCAAGACAAAGGUGGAGGUGGCAAAGAUGAUUCAGGCUGUCCAGGGAGAAGCAACGAUCCACUACAACAAGCUGCAGGCUGACCCCAAACAGGGGAAGUCACUGGACAUAGUGCUGAAGAAGGUGAAGCACCGCCUGGUGGAGAACAUGAGCUCUGGUACAGCCGACGCUCUGGGGCUCAGCAGAGCCAUACUCUGCAAUGAUGGUCUGGUGAAGAGACUGGAGGAGUUGGAGAAAACAGCAGAGCUGUACAAAGGCCUGAUGGAGCACACGAAAAGACUGCUCAGAGCCUUCUUUGAACUCUCUCAGACACACAGAGCAUUUGGGGAUGUGUUCUCUGUGAUCGGGGUACGGGAGCCUCAGGCUGCAGCCAGUGAGGCCUUUGUGAAGUUUGCUGAGGCUCAUCGCAACAUGGAGAAGUACGGUAUCCAGCUGCUAAAGACCAUCAAGCCUAUGCUCCAUGACCUGAACACCUACCUUCAUAAGGCAAUACCAGACACCAAGCUCACCAUCCGCAAAUACCUGGACGUCAAAUUUGAGUACUUGUCUUACUGUCUGAAAGUGAAGGAGAUGGAUGAUGAAGAGUACAGCUGCAUUGCGAUGGGAGAGCCUAUGUAUCGCGUCGGCACCGGGAACUACGAGUACCGGCUUGUGCUGCGGUGUCGACAGGAGGCCCGUGCUCGGUUCGCCAGGAUGAGAAAGGAUGUGUUGGAGAAGAUUGAGCUACUGGACCAGAAACAUGUCCAGGACAUCGUGUUCCAGCUGCAGCGUUUUGUGUCAGGCAUGUCUCGCUACUACGACGAGUGCUACGCCGUGCUGAAGGAUGCUGACGUUUUCCCCAUCGAGGUGGACCUCUCCCGCACAAUGAUCAACUACGGCAGCCAGUCAUGCUCCUUCACAGAAGAAGAGGAGGAGGAGGCGGAGGAGGGAGGAGGAAGUGAAGAACAGGAUGGGGGUGCUGGCAAGCAGGCUGAGAACGGUGCUGAAAAACUGAUUGAUGAUUAUUGAGAGUUAAUAUGAUUGUUUUCUGGAGCAAAAUUCCACCUACGUCUAUCAACUGCCACUCACUCUGCAUUUAUUUAUGGUUAGUUAAAUAUGUGGAAAUGGUCAGCAAAGUCAUCACACUGGAAAAUACUACUGUGAAUUGCUGCUAUUCAACUGUACUGGAACUAACUAUUGCAACCUACUGUAACCAAUAGCAUUUCCACAACUGACAGCCAUCACUGUAACCAACUUUGUGGGGCUUGAAUCGAUUUCUCAACAGGUUUUUACUGGAUCAGUUUAUUUCAAGUCCCCACCAAACACAUCAGAUUGGUAUAUUUCCCUAAAACAUGUUAUAUCGUUGCUAAAUGAGUGCAGUAUAGUAUGUUACAGAAUGAUUGGGCAAAGUGUAUUUUGUAGGAGGUGCUGAUGAUUCAGUUUAGAGAAGUGUAUAUAUGUUUGGGGGUCUUUCAGUCUCACGAGUCUAUUCUCAACAAGUGGCUAGUCCUGGGUCUUAGUGAGAUGACAGCGGUUAAAUGCUGUUCCCGAUAAAAUGAUGGAACAUUUUGGGGAGAGCACAUGAUUAAGAGAGAUCAUUAACCACGGCUGGCCACAGACCAAAAUAGGACUCAUUUUCCAUUGACACAAGCCCUGAUGUUACAAGUUUAACAGUCCCACUCAAUAUUUUGAAUUCUAUCUGCAGAAAACCACAUGACAUUUACAAAUCACUUGUAAAGGAUGAAUGUGUAAUGGCAAGGUUUGGCCCAAACAGCAUUUUAAACUGUAUGAAGGAACCUCGGUCAAAUUAAAUUGUAUAAUUCCACAGUG
Molecule: messenger RNA, 2351 nt
Organism: Oncorhynchus keta (chum salmon)
Lineage: Eukaryota; Metazoa; Chordata; Actinopteri; Salmoniformes; Salmonidae
Product: PRKCA-binding protein-like
Exons: 13
Coding region: 306-1550 (414 amino acids)
Biological process (GO): regulation of Arp2/3 complex-mediated actin nucleation; intracellular protein transport; positive regulation of receptor internalization
Cellular component (GO): postsynaptic early endosome; postsynaptic density; synaptic vesicle
Molecular function (GO): protein kinase C binding; phospholipid binding; protein domain specific binding
Source: RefSeq, a predicted model, not a curated record